AUGGCUUACGAAUUCGAUGAUCAGUUUAAAGCAACACGUUUGUUUGACGAAAUAGUGUGGAACUUUCGAAAAAAUCUACCACUCAAAAAUAAUCGCCAUUAUAUGACAGUUAUUGAAAACAGCUUUACCGGCAAAAAAGCAGUAGAUUUUCUAAUGGAGGAACUCCCUAAAAUGAUGCCGGAUAAAAAAAUAACAAGAGAAAAUAUGAUAAGCCUAAUGAAAAUGAUGCAAGAAUGGAAGAUUGUAAGCGAUGCGGUUACUAAAGAAAAUAAUGAAAAGAAGAAGUUCCAAGAGACUCGAAUAUAUGUUUUUUCCAAAGAUUUGCACGAAUUGAAGUGUCCGAGGAUUCGCUCAAGAAGGUCUGCAUCAUUUAGCGGAGCACGUCAGAAUUCGAGAAGGCUGUCUUCAAGUCAGACAAACCUUAAUCCGAUGAAUGCUCCGGUAAUUGAUAGUCCGUUCGGCACGGCGCCGGUCCGAAUGAGUCGCCGAUUGUCUCGAUCAAAUGGAAAUCUCCGUAAAUUGAUCAUUGGCGACAACAAAGAGCCUACCGGUCGAGAAAAUCCUGCAUUCGAUGAUAAAGUCGACGAAAUUGAUAUCAAGCAUAAAGAAAAAGAGAACGAGUAUGAAGAUGGGAAGAAGGAAAGCGCGUACGACUGGCUGCCAUUUUUCAAAUCGAAACGAGGAGCUUCUAAGCCGAAACGAAACGCUCGCCGUUCAAUGUCUUUAGAUCGAAAUCACGUCAUGCUUGAGUCGGAGCAAAAUAUCGAAUCGCCGAUAAUUCCGCCCAAGGUUCGCGCCACAGAUGAUUCAGCUCUUCUCCCGCAAAAGCCGUUGACUACGAAUCUAUCGCGCACAAAAGUUUAUGAAUCAAUUGCGAGAAGGCAGCCGACGAGUUCGAGAGAUGUGUGGAGGAAUGAGCUUGUCAAGAGAUUGACUAUUCUCACUGGGGCUUCUCCUCCGAUCGAAUGGAGCCGCCACUUGGACGGAGCUGAUAUGCACUGGAAUUCGAAUUCACUAAAUUUGGAAGCUGGUGUUAUUCGAUCACGAAACCAUGGAAUUCAACCAUUCUAUCCAUUCACGGUUGUUCAAUUCAUGGAAUAUCUCAAGGAUUUCCCAUUUUCGAGCAAAUCAAUGCCUGGAAUGGACGACAAGGUCUCGAAAGUGUUCGGCACACUUUGUAGUCGACUUAUGGAUUUAGACCCGCCACUUUAUCCAGUUGAAAUGAAUUACAUGUUCGAAUUAUUAUCGAAAAAUGAGAAAUUUGGAGAAAUUAUUGAUGAACGAUCACGAAGAAUGGCAAUAUCGCGCAGUUCGACUCCAGAGGAAUUCGCGAGUCUCGUACCAAUGCAAUAUCACAUGCCGCCAUGCGGAAUUCGCGCAUCGAUUCGAAGAAGAAGUGUAAUUAUGCCUUUGGAGAAUAUUAAGCCAAAACCUGCCGUUGACAUUCAUAAUGAAGAAUUUUACAAAAUCCGGGAAGCGUGGCUAAUCGAAUCACUUCAACUUAUACUAAUCGGGCUUCCAACAUCGCGUCGUCGCAAACUUCACAAAUUUGUUCUAUUCAUGCGAUCUGUGUCGACAAAUCAAUUAAUCGACAUCACCGAACCGACUAGUGGAUUCAAAGACAAUUGGCAAACCGUCAUCAAUGGAUUGUGGUACGGCGUGUGCAAUUCAUGUACAAGGAAACAAGGAAUGCUGCUCGCCGCCGUCCUGGUAACCAAUCAUCGAAUUCUGUUUGCGAUUCCUGAUGAUUACGUUGAAAAGGUGCAUUCGCUGAUCGUAACGACACCGGAGAUAACGCACACUCGAUAUUCAAAGCUAACCCGCGGUCGAAGACCCCCCGUUCAGGAAACGCAACAGACAAUUGUUGAGCCGCCACCGCCGCCGGAAAUUGUCGAAAAACCAAAAGAGAAGAAUCUUUUAAAUCGAUUGUUUAAACGAUAA
Messenger RNA from Caenorhabditis bovis, 1941 nucleotides. NCBI's taxonomy places the organism in Eukaryota, Metazoa, Nematoda, Chromadorea, Rhabditida, Rhabditidae. The record is from the annotation of a GenBank genome assembly.